Molecule: messenger RNA, 4198 nt
Organism: Tachysurus fulvidraco (yellow catfish)
Lineage: Eukaryota; Metazoa; Chordata; Actinopteri; Siluriformes; Bagridae
Gene: tmc2a
Product: transmembrane channel-like 2a
Exons: 20
Coding region: 182-2956 (924 amino acids)
Biological process (GO): detection of mechanical stimulus involved in sensory perception of sound; vestibular reflex
Cellular component (GO): plasma membrane
Molecular function (GO): mechanosensitive monoatomic ion channel activity
Source: RefSeq, a predicted model, not a curated record
AUUUGACAUAUUUGAUAGGACGUUGAGAUCAUGUGACGUUGCCAUGGAUAUAAGGAGUCAGUUACGGGAUAGUAGUUGCACACCUCAUACUGGGGGAAUGUGCCAGACUGUCUGCAGACACAUAAGAACAUCUACCCCAUCCUGACCGACACGGAAAAGCUCAAGCUCAAGGACUUUCAAAAUGCCAAAGAAAAGCGAUACAGCGAAAUUAACAGAAGUGGGAAUAGAGAUUGAUGGGAUAGAGAGUGCUGAGGACGACAAAAAAGGCAAAAACAAAGGCAAAAACAAUAAAGCAGCUGCAGGCAAAAAGAGCAAAGGUGCCACCAGCGAGGACGGUGGAGAUGAAGACGAAGAGACCGAACGGCCUAAAGGUCGCAAGUCGGCCAACAGAAAGAAAGCAGCUCCGAGAGUGGCCUCGGAGGACGACAGCGAUUACGACAUUCCUCCGAAGAGAUGCGCAGGAAACCGGAAGAGAGGAAAGCCAGCAGCAUCCAAAAACAAGAGAGGCAAAAGUUCCAAGAAGAAGAGCAGUAGGUAUGGUGGUUUAGAAACAACAGAAACCAUUAAACAGUUCAUUCUUUGCUCAUCACUCCUUCUUUCUUCUUCCCUCCCACCCCUGCGCGUCCCCACUAUCUCCAGUGAGGACUCUAAGUCAGAGGGGGGGGAAGAGGAGGAGGAGUCCAUGUCAGAGGGGGAGAGGGCUCGUCUAAUGGAAGAGGUGGAGGAAAAGAAGAAGCUGAUCGCUAACAUUAGGAGCAAGCCUUGGAGGAUGAAGAGGAGGCUCAAACACCUCAAGGAAGCGCAGAUGUUUGUGGAUAAGUUUGAAGGAGCUUUGGGCAAAGGGAAAGGCAAGAAACUGUACGCCUUUAAAGUCAUGAUGACGAAGAAAUGGAUCAAGUUUCAGCGAGAUUUUGAUAAUUUUAAGACAGCCUGCAUACCGUGGGAACGGAAAAUCAAAGAGGUCGAAAGUCACUUCGGUUCUUCAGUCGCCUCCUACUUCAUCUUCCUCCGUUGGAUGUAUGGCAUGAACCUUGUUCUCUUCAGUUUGACCUUUGGCCUGAUUGUGAUCCCUGAGGUUCUCAUGGGUCUCCCUUAUGGUUCUAUUCCUCGGAAAACAGUGCCACGGGAGGAACAGGCCAAUGCGAUGGACUACGCCGUUCUCACAGAUUUUAGCGGUUACUGCAAAUACUCUGUGUUAUUCUAUGGCUACUAUAAUGACCAGAGAACCAUUGGCUUCCUGAAGUUUCGACUCCCUCUGUCCUACCUCAUGGUGGGCAUUGGGAACUUCGGGUAUAGCCUGAUAGUUGUGAUCCGAACGAUGGCUAAAAACGCAGAUGUAGGGGGUGGGGACAGCGAGGACAACGAGUUCACCUUCGCCUGGAAGAUGUUCACCAGCUGGGAUUACCUCAUCGGCAACGCAGAGACGGCCGACAACAAGUUCGCCUCCAUCACCACCAGCUUUAAGGAGUCCAUCGUAGAUGAGCAGGAAAACCAGAAGGAUGAGAACAUCCACCUGAGGAGAUUCCUUCGUGUAUUGGCCAACUUCCUCAUUAUCUGCAUCCUGGGAGGCAGCGGAUAUCUCAUCUACUUUGUGGUCAAGCGCUCGCAAGAGUUUCAAGGCAGGGAUGACCUGAGCUGGUAUGAGAAAAAUGAGUUGGAGAUCAUAAUGUCUCUCCUCGGAUUGGUGGGCCCGAUGCUGUUUGAGACAAUCGCUGAGCUGGAGGACUAUCACCCCCGCAUUGCCCUCAAGUGGCAACUAGGACGCAUCUUCGCCCUUUUCCUGGGUAACCUGUACACCUUCCUCCUGGCUCUUUUUGAUGAGGUCAACGAAAAGCUGGUGGAGGAACAAUCCAUAAGGAACGCCAGCGUGUGGUACAUGAAGGAAUAUUACGCCAACUUCACUGCUAAUAACCCAAACGGGACAGGCACGCCUCCGCCUCUCGACCCUUCUGAUGUGAUCCGGGGCCCGUGCUGGGAGACAACAGUGGGGAUAGAAUUUGUAAAACUGACUGUCUCAGAUAUCCAAGUGACGUAUCUGACGAUCCUCAUCGGGGACUUUGUGAGGGCUCUGAUUGUGCGCUUCCUUAACUACUGCUGGUGCUGGGAUUUGGAGGCAGGUUGGCCCUCCUACGCUGAGUUUGACAUCAGUGGCAAUGUCCUCGGAUUGGUCUUCAAUCAAGGGAUGAUUUGGAUGGGAGCGUUCUACGCUCCAGGUCUGGUCGGCAUCAACGUCCUCCGUCUCCUGACCUCUAUGUACUACCAGUGCUGGGCCGUCAUGGCCUCCAAUGUGCCUCAUGAGCGAGUCUUCAAGGCCUCAAAAUCCAACAACUUCUACAUGGGACUCCUUCUUCUCAUCCUCUUCCUCAGUCUGCUGCCUGUCGUCUACACCAUCAUGUCCCUGCCACCGUCCUUUGACUGCGGACCCUUUAGUGGCAAAGACCGGAUGUUUGACGUGGUGAUUGAGACGAUAGAAAAGGAUCUUCCUUCGUUUAUGGGGAAGCUGUUCGGUUACGUGGCCAACCCCGGCCUCAUCAUCCCUGCUGUUUUGCUCAUGGUUCUGGCAAUUUAUUAUCUCAACUCAGUGUCUGAAGCCUAUAAGAACGCCAACAACGAGCUAAAAAAGAAAAUGCAGAUGGCAAGAGAUGAGGAAAAGAACAGGAGGAAUAACACAGACAGCACCAAUCAAGUGAUGAAGGAUUUAGAGGAUUUACUACCCAAUCGGCCGAAUGCGCCUCAUUCAGACAAACACGCAGACAAGCCUGGUGGAGGAAAACCAGCAAAAGUGAAGCCGGGAUCAGCUGCAAAUGGUGUGAACCUGCAGAAAGACUUAUCGCUGGCAUCAGCUAAUCCUAACUCCCGAGGGCCUGUGAACCGAGCACCAGGCCCCAGGACAGCGGGGCCUCUGCCUGGGCACCCGGGGCCAGCUCCAGGGGCAGGACAUCGCAGGGGACAAUAGCACUAAACACUAUCACUAGCCACUGGCAGUAGACAUACAGACUACCUCCUAAAUAUACUAUAACUUUCUUUCUUAUCAUUAUUCCUUACUUCUUACAUAUGCAUAGCGACUCUGUUAUGUUUUAAACACAUGAAUAUGGUUUAAACGCUGCAUACUGCAUUGGGAAUAUGUUUAUCUUUAUUGUGCAAAAGCUUUAGUGCGUAUCUCACACAAUCAGGCCAUUCAGAGUGAUAGAAUUUAAAUCUUAAGUGGAAUUUAAAGUGGCGAUAUGUAACUUUUAAUCAUUACUCAUUGUUAUAACUUGCAUUGCUGACAGUGGAGGUGGAUUUGUCAGGUUUUGUGACAUCAGGUAUCUCAUUACUAAUACGUCAUGUAUCACGAUUCCACUGGUUUUGGCACAAAUAAACCGUCUGAUUUAAAUAAUAGUGUUAAAAUGGCUAGAGGUUGCCAUAUCUGGCUUGCAUGUCUUCCUAGAAAAUUCGGCUUGUUAAACUUUAGUGUUUUUCCCAGAUGCAUACAUAAGCUGUAUAUUUUUAAUUCUGAAUAUAUUUAUAAGCUAUACUGAGUGUGUCUAAGAUUAUUAUUAUUAUUAUUAUUAUUAUUAUUAUUAUUAUUAUUAUUAUUAUUAUUAUGUAGUGCAUUAAGUAGUAUUCUAGUAACUGCGUGUGAAAUAAUAAGUAGUGGAGCACAACAGUGAGUUGCUUUCCUUUUUUUUUUUUAAAUAAUUGUUCUUUAAUUAUAAAAAUGCAGUAUAUGUUGUAUUAUGAGAUCAUUUUAGACCUUGAUGGAAGUACAGUUAAUAAAUAAAUAAAUACAUAAACAAACAAACAAACAAACAAAUAAAAUGGAUUUAAUUUAGGUGUACUAUGCUACUUUGUAAAUGUUGCUGCAUAAUUAUCGAAUGUAUUUAGUGUUUUGUCAUUUAAAACAAAGUCUGAGAUGCUUUGACUGGUUUUGGGAUGAUUUUAUUGAGUGUUGUUGUAAAGUUGUGGCUAUUGGGAAUUUUUUGGUUGCACAUACUUGGCAACCCUAACAUUGGCGGUCAUAUUGGGGGGGGGGGGUUAGCUAGAAAAUCAUGACGAUAACUUGGAUUAUAAAGCACAGCAAGGAUUUCAAUAGUGAUGUGAUUAAUUUAGUGAAAAUUUGAUCAAAUAUGGGAAUCAUACUCAGCUAUUUAGUGGCUUGCAAUACACUAUUUUUCCACUAGAUGUCUCUAUAAUAUAUACAUUUGUCUUUAAGUUG